GUCCAAUGCCGAGGGUCGAGACCGCCCCUCGGCUUGUCUGACAGGCGAGCGCCUGACGGAUGAGAUUUUGUUUUAGCUAGGGAUGCUGUCCAGGUACACGUCGAAACACAAGGUAAAGGACGACGGAGCUCUCCUUGUGAGAAAAAGCCACUGACCGCAGCCGUGGUGUGACUAUCGUUCACUUAACAAAUAGAGGACGAUGAUACGAACAUGAUAAGCGCCAAUGGCUUCUCAAAAUGCGAGGAGACUCUGCAAGAGACAGGCAGGAGGAGGCCGCCCGCAGAGACGCUCCAUCUGCUGUCAGCUGUUAUUGUUUGGCUGGUGACGGGAACCACCAUCUCCAGCCUCAACAAAUGGAUAUUUGCUGUUUACAACUUCAGAUACCCUCUGCUGCUGUCAGCGCUGCACAUGCUGACCGCCAUCGUGGUGGACUAUGGGCUGAUCAAACUGCAGGUGGUCCGCCACAGAGGGGUCGCAGAGCAGGAACUGACCCCCAGCGCUAAAUGUAAGGUGUUCAUGUUGAGUCUGACAUUUUGUGCCAGCAUCGCUUUUGGGAACGUGGGUCUGAACUAUGUCCAGCUGUCAUUUGCACAAAUGAUCUACACCACCACCCCGCUCUUUACUUUGGCCAUCUCCACGCUGAUCCUGGGCAAACAGCAUCACAUCCUCAAAUACACAGCCAUGAUGCCCAUCUGCCUGGGAGCCUCCUUCAGCAUCAUGGGAGAAGUCCAGUUUGAUCAGACAGGUUGUUUCUUUGUGGUUGCAGCGACCAUGUUGAGAGGCGUCAAGUCAAUUCAGCAGAGCAUCUUGCUUCAGGAGGAGAAAAUCAACUCUGUGUUCCUGCUCUACCUGAUGUCCAUUCCUAGCUUCUGCAUCUUGGCCGUGGCAGCUCUGGCCUUAGAGAACUGGGCUAUGCUAGAGUCGCCGUUUCAUUACGACCGCCACCUGUGGGUCUUUAUCUUGCUUAGCUGCCUGGGCUCAGUCAUGUACAACCUGGCCAGCUGCUUCGUCAUCACCCUCACCUCUGCCGUCACACUCCAUAUCCUCGGCAAUCUGAGUGUGGUGGGAAAUCUGCUGUUGUCUCAGCUGCUUUUCGGCGGCGAGUUGUCCGCCCUCAGCUGCGCCGGCGCUGUGCUGACUUUGUCCGGCAUGCUCAUCUAUCAGAAUUCAGAGUUCAUUGUCAGCUUCCUGGACAAACGCAGGGCCAAAGCUGAAAAGUCCGGACCGGUGGAUUUUCACACUGCAAGUGGAGAGGACUUGGACAAAGCUAGUGCAUCUGAACCAACAUAUCCUCAACAGAGAACGUGCGAGAAACUGGAAGACAAGAUGGACUGAACUGAAAAGAUGAAGGAGAGAAUAAUAUUUUGAAGGAUACAAUGAUUACAAUUCUGGCUAUGUGAGGGUGAGGGACUUUUUAUGGCCCUCAUUAGUGAUGAUGUGACAGAUCUUUAAUUUAACUUCCUCACUGUGCUAUAUAAUUUCUCCUCUGGUCACAUGGAAGUAGAGUCUGCAGAGAGGAAAAGGUAGCCUUUUAUUGUCAAGGUAAUGGUUAAAUGCUCUCCUUCGUAUAUAAAUAACUAAUACAUAGCCUUUAGCGGUAUAUGCAUGCAUGAGCACACUAAACUGAUUGAUACCUCUCAAGGUAUUCACACUGUCACUCACACUACACUGUGAACAUUUUCUCAUUGACACAGGGCUCUAAUCUAUGUUUUGGGUAGCUGUCGUAGAUAUUGUGGGCUGCAGGGGGCCUCGUGGGAUGAUGAGACCUCCGCCUCAAAUCUGAACGGGCACAAUUUGUAUAAGACGUGUAUUAAUGGUACUGUUACCUGACAUUCACCUGGCCCUGUCAUGGUAAGGGACUGGGUUUUUGGCAGCUAUUCUUUGGUUGGCGUUUGAACCACAAAGCUAGUUUAAAUAAGGACACUAAAACAUUUAUUUAGAGGCAGAAGUUAACAAGGAGAUGCCUCUUUUCCUCCACUGAAGCACAUUUUCUAACAAGAGGCCAGAGCUCUGUGUAUUUUGUCCUCCGCCAUGAAGCUCAGUGUGGCUUCCCACUUAAGGCUUAGAUUUAAUUCUCAGGCUACUCUCUGAAGAAUUGGUCCAAUUAUUUCAAUCUUAUACAACAGUGCGCUCACUGCAGCUUUCCUCGAUAAUUAGGUUCACAAGUUCUCUAAGGAGUGUCACUCAACUAUAGCCGUCUUUUCCCUGUGGAAGAGAUGAGGAAAAAGAAGAUGAGAUGUCCUAUAAGGUUGCUUCUUCAAUCCCAACCAAUGUCAUCUGUUAGGUUUAAUAUUUCCUUUUCUGUGGAUUUAAAUUACCAGCCCAUGUUGAAAGACUGUCCUCUGCUGGAUGAUGUUAUUUUUUCUCUCAAUAUUUGAAAAGCAUUUUAUUAAUACGAAUGUUCUGUUUGUGACAAAACACAUUUUACUCCCUUUUUAUUUUAAAUGUGGAAGAAAAUAUUUAUUUUUGAAUGACUAGCAGUCACUGGCUUUGUUAUGCUGUCGGCUUUGGUCCUCAAGUGUCUUGUACAUGUAAUAUUAGUCGGCACACUAGUCCCUCCUGUCCUCUCUUUUUAGAGAACAGUCAUAUAUUCUAUGCAGAAGACUGCAUGUCGCUGCUCCUGAAAGUAUCUUAAACGAUCCAAGAUGUCUGUUACUGUACACUCCCUUCUACAUUUAUGGUUUGCCAAAUGUCUUCAAAAGCUUUUUUUGGUCACUGUGUCAAAAAUACUGGUUCCCUGAUUGACCAGAAAUGAUUGUUUUCUCACAUACAGUUGAACCCUCACAAGAACCACAACUAAGCCAUACGUCAGUCUAUUUAUUCAUGAGACUCGCCACAAUUUCCAUAUGAAUAACUACAAGUAGGAUUGUAUGCUGAAAUAUUUAACUUAACGCAUCACUGAUGUAAUAUUUAAAGGGUGCCAUUCAUAAAAUAACAUUCAUCAUAAAUGACCCCAAGAUUCUUUUCAUGAAUCCACAGUCAUGGAUAAAUGGCUUUACUGGUUUAAUGUUUCAAAACACACUGAUGUCAGCAAUUCUCAAUUACAGGUUUAAAGAUUAUGUACAGCAGCUCAUUUCACUCGUUUUAAAUUAUUGAAUACCUCCGCUGUUAAAUAGGACUUGUUAUGCCCUUUUGUUCAUUGAUUAUUAACUAUUGGCCUCAGAUCAAGCAGCUUUUCCAUAACCACAAUUAAACUGCAGCAUGUGAA
Cyclopterus lumpus (lumpfish) is the source of this 3208-nucleotide messenger RNA. It is a transcript of the gene slc35e4, whose product is annotated as solute carrier family 35 member E4. The transcript is spliced from 3 exons. The record is from RefSeq and is a predicted model, not a curated record. NCBI's taxonomy places the organism in Eukaryota, Metazoa, Chordata, Actinopteri, Perciformes, Cyclopteridae. Gene Ontology annotation, cellular component: Golgi apparatus. Gene Ontology annotation, molecular function: antiporter activity. The coding region runs from base 211 to 1335 and encodes 374 amino acids.